UCCAUGGAAAGUUCUCUCACAGUCCUGCGGGUAAGCCUGUACCACCCCACACUGGGCACUGCCGCCUUCAUCAAUGUCCCAUUGGAGUUGCAGCAUGACACCAGCCCACUACUGAUUGGCCGGGGACAUGACACCCACCUCCAACUGCAGUUGCCCCACCUUUCCCGCCGACACCUGUCCCUGGAGCCCUACCUGGAGCCCGGCAGCACUCCGAUGGCUUUCUGCCUCAAGAACCUGAGCCGCAAGAGCUGUGUGUGGGUCAACGGGUUGCUGCUGAGGUUCCUGGAGCAGGUCCCCCUGAGUGUCACCAACAGGAUCUCCUUUUCCAAUAUCCAGAUGACUAUCCACAUAGAGAGAGGCACCUCCCUUGAGGCCUUUGUCUGCUGCUUCCAUAUGAGCCCCUCACCCCUGAUUUACAGACCCAAGGCCGAGGAGACAGAUGAAUGGGAAAGCAUCCCCCAGGGGCAGCCCCUCCUGGGUUCAGAGGAGCGAACUCCAGUUCACCUGGGGUUCUCUACAUCCCCUCCCAGACUUGGAACAGCCCACUGCAGUCAAGCCCUGGAGGAGGAACAGAAAUAUAGCUCUAGAGGGAGCUGCCAGACACUGCUCUCUGCUAGCCCUGCUGCUGAGAGCAAGCCUUGCUGAAACAGGGCUUGAAAUAUUUGAGCUACAUCAUGCAAAGUUGACAUGGAAGGUUGACAUUCGAGGCAUGCUGACUGCCUCACUUAUAAUGAACCAAUUCUGCAAACGCUGAGCAGCCAGGGGGUGGAGAAGCGCCCUCUGUGGCUAGAAGUAAUGGGAACUUCAUAUACUUUUUUAGAGGCCCUGAGGGGUUCUGGGGAGACUCUCUCAGCAUUUCCCCACAUUCCCCGCCUUGUCUGACUAGGAGUUACUUUAUGUUGCUCAUUUCGCACACUGCAUAAGAGGAGGAGUUUGAGGUCGCAGCAAGAAUGCACGGACACAUGUAGCAAUUACGUUUGUGGUAGCUUGGGGUUACCUUCAGCUUUCAAAUACCCACAGGCACUCAGGGCUUAGGGAAGCCUGGGUUUAAUAAACUGCAAGUAUUUCAUUAAGCUGGCAUACCCAAUAGGAUUCUCUGAUCCCCAUAUGGGCCACGUGAA
Molecule: messenger RNA, 1121 nt
Organism: Ictidomys tridecemlineatus (thirteen-lined ground squirrel)
Lineage: Eukaryota; Metazoa; Chordata; Mammalia; Rodentia; Sciuridae
Gene: Tifab
Product: TIFA inhibitor
Biological process (GO): positive regulation of canonical NF-kappaB signal transduction
Molecular function (GO): protein binding
Source: RefSeq, a predicted model, not a curated record